AUGCUGAGGGCUGAAUAUAGGGAGUUUAUGACUCCCUCACAUUACCAAAGCCUUACCGAAAUAAUCAAUGCAGCGCGGGAGCGCGAGAUUGAACUAAAAAGGCAAGUUGAAAGAGGUGAGAGAAGGGCCUUGGAUGAAAACCCGAGUCCCACAAAGAAGUCAAAGGUAGCUGAAUCUUCGAAGAAAGGAAAUGCAAAAGGAGGUUCUCCGAGUUGCAAAAUAUGUGGACGCGCUCAUAAAGGUGAAUGUUACUUGAAGAACAAACCUUGCGUUGCAUGUGGCAAGACGGGGCAUGGGCUUUUAAACUGCCCAGACAAAGUGACGGUGUGCUAUAAAUGUUAUCAGCCGGGUCAUAAAAAGUCAGAAUGUCCGGAACUAACGGGAAAGAAAGAGAGUGCUGACUCCAAGAAUGAAACCCCAAAAGCUAAGGCAAGGUCGUUCCAAAUCACCGCUGCUGAAGCAAAGAUGGAACCAGAUGUGGUUACAGUUAUAUUUACUAUAAAUUCUGUCCUUGCACGUGUUUUGUUUGAUACGGGUGCGAAUAAGUCUUUUGUUUCUCAUAGAUUUAUUCAAAACCCUUUGUUUACAUUAACUAAAUUGCCUAUGCCAAUGGAAGUAGAAGUAGGUAAUAAUAAAAGUUUCAUUGUUUGUGAUAUAUGUCGGGAAUGCAAACUGGACAUCGAUGGUGAGGAAUACUCCAUUGAUCUAAUACCCAUGUCUAUGGGUGAAUUUCAAGUGGUAGUCGGAAUUGACUGGUUGUCUCGAUACCACGCUAAGGUGAUAUGCUUACGUAAGGAGAUACACUUAACGUCUCCAAGCGGGAAGCGUGUCAUCAUCUAUGGGGAGAAGGCUUGUAAUCCCAUGAUGUGUUCUAUGAUAGAAGCUCACAAGUUUAUACUACACGGGUGUAAUAUGUACGCGAUAUGGAAAAAGAGACACCAAGGAUUGAAGACGUAG
Molecule: messenger RNA, 957 nt
Organism: Helianthus annuus (common sunflower)
Lineage: Eukaryota; Viridiplantae; Streptophyta; Magnoliopsida; Asterales; Asteraceae
Exons: 1
Coding region: 1-957 (318 amino acids)
Molecular function (GO): nucleic acid binding; zinc ion binding
Source: RefSeq, a predicted model, not a curated record